CGAUAUAAAGAAAUCAAACCACGCGUCGAGCGGUUAAUUCACGCCCCAAGUAGAAGAGGAAAAAACAAGUCGUUACCCUCUGCACCGGUCCUUCCAAGUCGCAAUUCCCAUCUUUGAAAUUUGUGCCUUUCUGCAUGAUUGAGAGUGUGAAAUAAGUAUCAUGGCGAUGACGGACCGAAACCAUGGAUUAUGGCGGCACUUGCCAGUUUUGGUGAGGGCCAACUCCAAGGAAUCAGUCGAGUAUAUUCUCCAAGCCCUUUGGCGCACCCGCAAGACCGGUCUCGAUGACGCCGACCGCCAAAUCUUUCGACAAAUGCUCCAACUUCAGAACGACGCCGAACUCGAUCCCCUAUUGGUUUGCCUUCGGAUCUUAAUCCGGAGGUGUGUUUACGAGACUGUCAACAAAGAUGACAUUCAAAAUCUGUUUCCAGCUGAGGUGCUGCCGGAAUUGCAAAGAUUAUUAACCCUGUUGUUGCAAAAGUUUCACAGAGAGUGGCAUGAUGAUGUACUAAAAGAUCAGCCUGAAGGUGAUGCACGAUCAAACUUGGGAAAAUUAGAUAUGAAGUUCCAGUUGUCAAAAGAUACUCUAGAGGCAAAGUUGCAGUCAAUGUACAUUCUUAAGGAUCACCUGUCUGACACUGUAAGUAACGUAGGACAAAACAUCUCACAGAAAUGCAGCCUUGGAAACGACUAUGAUAUAGCUUCCAUUUGACUGAAUUACAAGGUCCAUCUCUUCUUUCUUUGAAAAAGAUAAAUCAGAAAGAAUGGGACAAAAGAGAAUAUAAAAGAAGGGAAGUGAACUGCUGAGAAAGGAAGAAAGGAGACGGGUUUCAUUUUCUUUAUCCUUGAUUGUUGCAAAACAAUUUGUUUCAGCUUGAUAAUCUAAAACUGGAUAGGCAACAAUUUGGUUACCCCAUGACAUUUGAUUUGUGGAUUUUAGUAAGAAGUACAUAGAAAACUUCACUGUUCUUCAUGUCUAUGAUUUGUAGACUCUACUUGGCAUUGUUACUUACGAAACAUGGCAUUUAGAAGUAAAAAGUAAGAGGGAUUGCUUGCUAUUUUAGGUGACAUUAGUCUGAGAUGCAACUACAUACUUAUGUAGAAUGGCUAUGGUGGUCUUUAGCAUUUUAGUGCUGUAGCCCCAUAAGGGCUAUAAUAUAUGUUGAAAAGCUUUUUACCUUAAACAAGCAUGAAUAAUAAAAUUUAAUAUUGUUUUUUGCUGAUAGCUAUGGAUAUUAUGCCAUGCAUUGGAUAAAACUUCUAGUUUACUUAAACAUGAAAGAGCAUCACUGCUCAUUGAUAAAAGAUGAUGAGAAAGCGUACUGAGUGAUGAAAAACUCACUAGUUUCCAAAAAGUCAGUCUGCUGAGCUAGCUAGGGUCUGAUCACGACUUCAAAACAGAGGCAAUAUGGUACUUUAAACAAACUUCGGUUAAUCCAACACCAAAGUUCCCAUUGUAUGACACAAAUUGCAUAACAACAAAGUAUCCUUGAUUCCUAGUCCAACUCAUCUGAUGAUGACAGAUUAUCCUUAUGCCUAACCCUCAUGUUAAGUCUAAGUAAUAAUUACAUACAAAAUGCUACAGAAUAGUGCAUAGUAGUACCAUCUCCCUUUACCAGUCAAAAUAAUGAUAUCAUUUAAUGGAAUCUAUUUGAUAAACUGACAUCG
Coffea eugenioides is the source of this 1668-nucleotide messenger RNA. RefSeq lists its product as uncharacterized. NCBI's taxonomy places the organism in Eukaryota, Viridiplantae, Streptophyta, Magnoliopsida, Gentianales, Rubiaceae. The record is from RefSeq and is a predicted model, not a curated record. Bases 161 to 712 code for a protein of 183 amino acids. The transcript is spliced from 5 exons.